Oncorhynchus mykiss (rainbow trout) is the source of this 2103-nucleotide messenger RNA. RefSeq names its product vasoactive intestinal polypeptide receptor 2. Gene Ontology annotation, cellular component: plasma membrane. Gene Ontology annotation, biological process: cell surface receptor signaling pathway; adenylate cyclase-modulating G protein-coupled receptor signaling pathway. The record is from RefSeq and is a predicted model, not a curated record. NCBI's taxonomy places the organism in Eukaryota, Metazoa, Chordata, Actinopteri, Salmoniformes, Salmonidae. Gene Ontology annotation, molecular function: G protein-coupled peptide receptor activity; vasoactive intestinal polypeptide receptor activity; peptide hormone binding.
AUCUGUUGUCACAAACCGCCCUCACAGCUUCUUUGGCCCCAACUGCCUCUCCACCUUUCCAGUCAUCUCUUUAUUUUUCUUAGUCUCCCUGCUUUUCUCUUUUUCCCUCUUUCUCUCCAUACCUGUAGCCUACCAACAGCUGUUUGGAUGUUUUAUUUUUGCAUUUACAAACUGUUGUUAUUUUCUUCGCCAACACCAACAGAUUUAUAAACAUUAUGGAUGUGAGUAUUUCAGGGUGAAAUAUUCUCUGGGCUCUGCCCUCGCGCUACGCCGUAAGAGUGACCACAUGAGUUCGGCUUGUCUACUACCAGCUCAUGUGCUGCCUGCUACCAUGGAGCGGUCAUGGGUUGGUCUGCUGCUCCUCGCGCUCUGCCUUUUACUUACGGAAGUCAGCGGGAGAAAUCCCACAUGUCACUUCAUCUGGGAGCUGCAGAGGGCGGAGCUAGAGUGUCACAAUCAGCUGGAGAAACAAUCACUAGAGCCUCCCGGCUGUGGUGGUCUGUGGGACAACAUCUCAUGUUGGGCCCCAGCAGCAAUAGGGGAAGAGGUGACUCUCUCCUGCCCCCCUGCUCUCACACACCUCUUCGGACGACAUGGUACCUUUAGUAGGAACUGUACUGAGGCUGGCUGGUCUGACAUCUACCCCAGCAUCAGCACGGUCUGCUGGUCCAGCGACAACAAACCUAACAAGCUGCUGUUCUACUCAGUGGUGAAGACUCUGUACACUCUGGGCCACAGCCUCUCAAUUAUUGCUCUCGUCACCUCUACAUUCACCCUCUGUCUGAUCAGGAGGCUCCACUGCACUAGGAACUAUAUCCAUGUGAACCUGUUUGUGUCGUUCAUCUUGCGAGCGGUGGCUGUGCUGGUUAAAGACUCUGUCAUCUUCUCCCAGAACCAAAACACUGACUGUAGCACACAGCCCUCACUGGUGGGCUGUAAGGUCAGUUUGGUGAUGUUUAACUAUUUCAUAAUGGCUAACUUCUUCUGGCUGCUGGUGGAGGGGCUCUACCUACAGACACUGCUCCUGGUAACCUAUUCAUAUACACACCUCGCUGUCUACCUCACCAUCGGCUGGGGGUUACCUUCAGUAUUUCUGGUGAUCUGGAUCUUCUGUAGGAUGUAUCUGGAAGACACCGACUGCUGGGAGAGGAAUGACAUUCCUACCCCUAGGAGGGUGAUCAACUGGCCCAUAAUGGCGUCUGUGAUAAUCAACUUUGUUCUGUUCAUCAGUAUCAUCCGUAUCCUCGUCCAGAAACUACUCUGCUCUGACGUGGGCGGGAACAACCAAUCACAGUACAGGUGUCUGGCUAAGUCCACCCUGCUGCUGAUUCCUCUAUUUGGAGUCAACUACAUGGUGUUUGUCUACCUGGUGGAGACAGAGAGCGACAGGAUGGCAGAAUACAAGAUUAUCUUUGACCUGGGACUGGGGUCAUUCCAGGGUCUGGUGAUAGCUACUCUCUACUGCUUCCUCAACACCGAGGUCCAAGGGGAACUGAAGAGGAUGUGGAGGAGUGUGUCAUUAAAGCAUUACAUCGGGCGGGACUGCCUUCUACAUAAUGCGUCAAUCAGCCGUAACUCCACCCACUUCAAGCGGAACUCCAGAGCCCAGUCCAUCCUGCAGACGGAGACCACUUCACUGUGACCCGGAAGUAGUUCCACCUCUGUGGCCCGGAAGUGGAUCUAACACAAUAUAACGUGGAAGUGGAACUAACUCUGUCUUUGACCAUGAAGUGAAGCUGGGUAAAUCAACCAACACAAGUUGAGGGUCAGCUGAAAAGUAGUGGAACUCUCCAAUAAAAGACACUCAACGUUUGAUCAGCUUUUACCACAACCAGUCUUCAGGAGCUGUCCACACUGCCACAGUGUGUGUGUGUGUGUGUGUGUGUGUGUGUGUGUGUGUGUGUGUGUGUGUGUGUGUGUGUGUGUGUGUGUGUGUGUGUGUGUGUGUGUGUGUGUGUGUGUGUGUGUGUGUGUGUGUGUAAUGUGUUCUGAAAGCUAAUAUAGAACAUCAUAUAUCCUAUGUUUAUGAGGCAGAAGCCUGGAGCACUGAGCUUUCUGUUUUCCACUGGAAUGGGCUUGGUAUUCCAGGUAUUAUAUAUAUAU